Messenger RNA from Symbiodinium sp. CCMP2456, 9450 nucleotides. The record is from the annotation of a GenBank genome assembly. Lineage: Eukaryota; Dinophyceae; Suessiales; Symbiodiniaceae.
AUGCUGGCUCGAAGCCUGAUCCCGCUGCUCUCGGCAGUGAACUUCCACGCCUUAGAGAGUGCAGCUCCCGUUCGACGACUCGCACACCACUCCUGUCAAGGAUACGAUGAAGAGGUGGGCGGGUGUGAGGAACUGCCAGCUUGCUCGGUAUGUCAGCCACAAGACUGCGUUUUCUCUCCAUGGAAUUCCUGGUAUGAUGCGGGCGGAUGUAUUGGCUUGAAGUUCCGGGAAAGGUCGAAAGCCGCCUCCAACAAUGAGUGUGGCGAGCCGUGCAGUGGAGCCCUGUUGGAAUCGGAAUCCUUCGUCCAAGACAAGUGUGUCAAGAAGGUCACCGACUGCAUGUUCGGUGUAUGGUCAGAAUGGACUCUAUGCCACAGCUCAGCGGACCAGUCUGUAAGAUCAAGAUCCAUCGUCCAGCAGCCAACUGACACAGGUAGACCGUGUGAGGGUCCUACCAAGGAAACAAGGCCCUGUGGAGCGAGCAAGCAGCCAACCGCAUGCCAGUUCAGCCCAUGGCGGGAAUGGACCACUUGCAGCUCUACUUGUGGGGAAGGCCGUCAUACCCGGCUGCGGAGGAUUGAUCAGGAGGCGCUGCAUGGUGGCGAGAUUUGUGUGGGCGUUUUGUUAGAGACGGUGCCCUGUUCUCUGCCUCCCUGUGGUCGCAGCGACUGCCGCGUCACCACAUGGUCAUCGUGGAGCGACUGUGCAGAGGAGGGACAAACACAACGCCUUCGGAGACGGACAGUUCAGCAAAUGCCAGCCGGAGGAGGCCUUGUCUGUCCCACAGAGUUGGUGGUGACGGCCGGGUGUCCUGCUGCACCGCCACAGAACUGCUCCCUGACAGAAUGGACGCCAUGGACAGCUUGCGACAAAACGUGCGAUGGUGGUCAGUCAUACCGUGAGCGGCAGCUGAACCAGCCCAGCAGCGCCAAGGGCUUUUGUCCAGCAAGUGUGAUGAAGGAGAGCAUCCAGUGCAACACGGCACCAUGCUACAAUCCGAAGGAGCACGACUGCAUCCUGGGCGAGUGGGAUGAUUGGACUUCCUGUUCGGCCCAGUGCGGAAAAGGCCAAAAACAUCGGGUGCGCAGGGUGACGCGACCUGCUACGAGUAGAGGAAGAGGCUGUGAAGGGCCAAUGUCGGAGCUCUUCCCUUGCGAGGACACACAAUGCCAUCAGCAGGACUGCCGAUGGAGUGACUGGGAAGAGUGGUCGGACUGCUCCUGCACCUGCGGGGGAGGUGUGAAAAAGCGCAACCGUGUCAUCGCUGUAUCCCCUCGACAUGGCGGUAAGCUUUGCCCGCCAGAAGUCAAAAGCGAGAUCUCGCCCUGCAACACCCAUCUUUGUGAUCGAGGGUGUGUUGAUGCAGUUUGGGCACCGUGGCAGGAGUGGUCCAAGUGCUCUGCGUCAUGCUCUGAGGGCUAUCGCUCACGUUCUCGUCUGAUUGAGGUCGAGGCCAACCAUUGUGGGUUGCCAGUUGGUGGACUUCGUGAGCAAUUCGAAAGCUGCACCGCUGCGCAGCCUUGCGUCAGUGACCGGGAUUGCCAACUUACGAUGUGGGCCAGCUGGUCAAAGUGCAGCUGUUCCUGCUUUGGAAUCCGGGAACGAACCCGCAACAUCAAGGACUUUGCCUCAGGGAAUGGAAAGCCAUGUGAUGGGCUUGCGCUGAAGGUUAUAGAAGCCUGCAACGACGAUGAUGAUGAUCCCGCAUCGCAGGCUUGCGGCGAACCGCUGCCACAGGAUUGUCAACUCAGCGAAUGGAGUGAGUGGUCAAAGUGCAGCUUAAGCUGUGGCGGCGGCCAGAAGGAGCGCAGGCGUGAGGUUCAACGAGAACCGGCCAAGGGAGGGAAGGCGUGCGACAAUUCGCUGAGCGUCACCGCGCCUUGCAACACGCAGCUCUGCCAGCCCGUGGUUUGCUUGGACUGCCAAUGGGGUGCGUGGUCCGACUGGGGCGACUGUUCGAGGUGUGGGGGCCAGCGCUUCCGCCAUCGUGCCAUCAUGAAGAUGCCCAACGAGUGCGGGAAAGUGUGUCAUCCGCGCAGUGCGCGAGAAGUGUCCGCUUGCAGCAGCCAUUGCGAAACGACCAAGUAUUGUGCAUGGUCGUCAUGGACGAGUACAAGCUCUUGUAAUACAGGAUGCGGAGCCUCCGCUGUUGUCAGGAAUCGAGUGAUGGCGCUUGUUGAUGCACCAGGGCCCGAGUUCUUCUUCAAGGGUCUGGCGACUUCGAGCUGUUCUGCAACACAGCUCAAUGUCAGUGCAUGUCCUCCGUCGCCAGAGUGUCAGCCGAAGUGUCAGCCAAGGAACUGUGAGUUUGGAUCCUGGAGCGAGUGGAACCAGCCGAGUUGCGUUGGGUUAUGUGAACGGCACCGGACUGUCUUGGCAAUGAACAACGAAUGUGGCACUCCGUGCAUGGGAGCAUUGCAAGAGACGAAGCAUUGUGAAGCUGAUUGCCAAAUACCGCAAAACUGCAAGCUCUCCAUGUGGUCCAGCUGGUCAGGAUGCGAAGAGGCAGGACAAGCCGGCAACGACGUGGCAGCCCUGCAGAAGUUCCGUGAGCGACAGGUUCUGAGCAAGCCCAAGAAUGGUGGUGUGCCAUGUGAAGGAAGCCUUCGGGAGACAACUACUUGCAAAGAAUCAUCUGAGGACACGGACUGCAUCCUGUCUAAGUGGAGCAGCUGGGGAGUGUGCAGCCACUCGUGCGGUCGCGGAUGGAAGAUGCGGAGCCGGCAGGUAAUGAUCCCUGCCCAGGGCAACGGGCAGCAGUGCACCGGGCCCUUGCAGGAGAUUGGAGGUUGUGGCACUGACCCGCUUGAUAUGACGAAGCCCGACAAGGCCUGUGGCUCGAGUCAUGACUGCGAGUUCGAAUCGUGGACGGAGUGGUCCGGUCUUGACGGGGACAACCAGAGGUUUCGAACCAGAAAGGUGGCAGUUCCUGCUUCCGGUGGUGGAACUCCUUGCAACGGGCCGCUGCAUGAAACGGAAACGGGGCACGAAGAGAAGGUUGACUGCCAAAUGUCAUCAUGGACUUCCUGGUCCGUAUGUGACCGGACCUGCGGAGGUGGCCAGUCGCAAAGGCAGCGUCAGGUCGAGAGGUUUCCAAAGAACAAUGGGGCGACCUGUCCACAAGAACUACUUCAAACCCGUGGCUGUACGUUGCAGGCCUGUGAAUCCAAGGAUGCCGAGAUCAGUGACUGGACGGAUUGGAGCCAAUGCUCCACGACGUGUGGUCCCGCGAACCAGGCGCGCAAGCGGCAGGUUCUAGCCCUUCGCGGUGAGGGGGGAGAAGGCAUCACUGCCGACCUGGCACAGACAAGACCUUGUGCUAACAACCUACCCUGUGAGAAGUAUGACUGCGAGUGGCAUCACUGGUCGGAUUGGAGCGACUGCACCUGCACUUGUGGGGGUGGCCAGAGGACACGAGACCGAUCCGUUCGCCGAAUGCCCAGUCAUGGUGGCGAACCUUGCCAAGCCAAGGACAAGGAGGAGAUCGAGCCCUGCAACAUGCAGAAAUGUCAUGAAGACCACUGCAUUGACGGCGAGUUUGGAGCGUGGUCUAAUUGGGGCAUGUGCUCUGCCUCCUGUGGCGGAGGAGUCUCGUUUAGGCACAGGGCCAUCGUGCAGGAUGCCAACGAGUGUGGCAAGGAACCUGCCGGGAAGGCUCGCCAGACGAGGUUCUGCAACACGGACGUGGACUGCGAAGCGCCGGUAGACUGCCUCUUUGCAUCGUGGUCUCAGUGGACCCCUUGCACCCGUACUUGCGACGGUUUACAGCGCCGCAACAGGCGUGUCGACAGAUUUGGUCGCGGCAAGGGCAAGUGGUGUGUUGGAAACCUGAAAGAAACAAGGACUUGCAAUCCGGUUGUUGGCGAUGCCACGCCAGCAGGAUGCUCCACGGGUCCCAUUGCCGAUUGUCGAUUCUCCAUGUGGGGCGUCUGGUCGGUCUGCAGCGCCACAUGCGACGGUGGCAUGCAUACACGUUCGAGGACCAUUGUGUCAGAAGCUGCAAACGGGGGCCAGGCUUGCGAAGGUCCGAUGACCCAAGUCCGCGAAUGCAGUCGCAACGAAUGCGUAUUGCCUCCUCCAAGAGACUGCAAAUUGGGUGACUGGCGUGAAUGGGGUGCCUGUGGAAAGUGCAAUGGCCAACGCUUCCGCAGCCGGAAUAUCAUACAAUAUGCCGAGAAUGGUGGGCUGAACUGUGACGAUGCAGACACGCAAGAGGCCACAUCAUGUCCGAGACAAUGCCAUGAACCAUCCUAUUGCGUAUGGUCGGACUGGGAAGCCUGGAGCAGAUGCUCAGUGAGAUGCGGCACCGGCGGAAAGCGAAGCAGAAGACGAUGGUUGGAAAUCACCAGCGACAAGUCACGGGCGCUGGACGUUCUUCCUCCCGUGGAGGACCUUCUGCAGAAGUACUCCAGGAGGCUGGUGCUUCUGCUCGUGGCUGAGCAGGCUCUUAUCGCCGAUUGGCGGUCAGAGAUCCUAGGGGCUUCAGAUUUGGAGGUAGACGACAAGAGCUGGUCGGAUGUGACCCAGUCGGCAGCUCUGGAAAGAUGGAAGGUCCUACUCCUUUCGUCCGGGGAUGCCACGGCUCUAGGCAACAUCGACUUUGAGGACUCGCGCUGCUUCUCUGCUGAUGUUUUGCCGAUGGAGGGCCGCUGUGAAAUUUCUCGAAUGGUUCGCAGCCACACAAGGCUGCGCUGGGGAGACUCGCAAUACUGUGCAUUUGAGCCUUUUCUUGACAUGAGCGAUGGAAAAGGAUUUGUGGAGGCCUCGCUUUACAAUCACAAGACCGCUCAGAGAGAUUGGGCCGGAUCCGUGAAGGUCUGGUUGCCACGCGAGGGGCGGCCACGUGGCUGGGGGGAGAUCUUCCGCUUGUAUGACAUUGAGCCUUUGGGACCGGGGGGGGGCACCCGGUCUUUCAAGCCUACAGUCCUGUCGUGGAUGACCAAAGCGGGAGCCCCUCAGGGUGUGCAGAGGCUGGCCGGUUACCACGUAGAGCCCGGGGCGAAGAAUCCUUUGGAGUACGGACGUGACGCGAUGUCUCCUGUCCUGGGUUACGUGGAGGGUCUCAUCGAGGCCAUUGCCCGGGGCUUCUUCUUCAACCCGGACCUCACACGGUCUGGGCGAUGGGUUGGCUGCCGGUCUCUCGAGGAUGCACUUAGGAAAGCCUAUGAGGAGCCGGGCGCGCCGGAGGGUCUUGAUCGUCAACAAGAAGUGGAAAGAGACUCCGACGAGGCUGGGGCACCUGUGGAUGAUUGGGACGCUGUUGCUCCUGAAGCUCUCUUUCCGAGCGACAACGAGUUGGCUGUCGAUCCAGAGUGUCGGGAUGCCGACUCGGAUUCCGAGUCCUCCUCUCGUUCUUUGCAGGAUGAAGAGGAGUCCGAUGACGCAGAGCGCAUGGCCGAGAUUGCGGGGUCUCAGGUGGCCGAGGCUAUCGACGGCGAGGCUGAGGCUCAAGUGGGAUCUUUCUUUAGGCAUGUCGUCAGCGGAGUUCUGCACCGAGUGCGAAUUUUGAAUCCAGAUUCUGAAGGCGAAGCGACCGUCUUCUUUUGUGGCCGACAGGCAAAUGCUAACUACGUGGAAACUAAGGAGUGUUCCAUGUACGAGCCUCGCAAAUGUGCAAGGUGCGGGCCAGUGCCACGUAGUGUUGGUAAUGCUCUGCUACAGGUCUGCGCCAUGGCGGUCUUCGCAUCGAGAUGUGCCAAAGUCGGCCUGUCUAGCGAGGCGGUGGCUGCUCUUAAGGCCAAGGGCUGGGGAACCUACGCCAAUUUUGCAUUUUCCACUGCCGUGAUUCCGGGGCAGGGAGAUGACAGCAUCUUUGUGCGGGAUGUGAUUACGGUGAUUCUGGGGAGUGCGGAACAUGCCUCAGGGGCGGCCCUCAGACGACUUCAUUUUGAGAGUUACACUCUCACUGCUGCCGAGCUCAAGCGGCAAACGGAGACCAGUGAGGGCGACGUCCCUCGGAAGCUCCCCCCUGCUGAAAUCGCCAGUCGCAUUGAUGCCUUGCAAGCAAAAGUGCUCCCGCUACGGAUUGAAGACAGCCUUGAACCGUCCCAUGCUGUGGUAAAUUUGGUAUGCCAGUGCGUGGAGGACCAAAGGGUGAGGUACAUCGAGCUGUGCCGAGUGACGACUAGGAAUCAGGAAGUGAAUUCCUUGAAGGAAGUGCCCUCCUUGCAUAUGCUCCAGCCGGACCGUUCGGGGGUGCUGAAAGCAGUAGCCUCCUACGAUUCUUUGCGCACCAGAGUGGACACCGAGCUGGAAGUCUUCCAGGCCUUGCGGCGCCGGGGCAUCGCUUAUGAGCUUGGAGGUUACAUGUCGUUCUCAGCUCAUGAGACCUUAGUGUGCUUCCUGAUUCGCGAGUUGCAGAAGGAUCCCUUGCCGGGCUUCGGGCGGGUUACUCUGAAUCAGCUUCAGGCGGCCGAUCGGGAGACCCAUGUACAGCUGGCGAGGCUUACAAGGGCGGGCUUUGCAACUCCAGGUCCGGGCAAGUUGCCGCUGGACGACCAUCUAGCAAAAGUGCUCGAGAUGGCGCCGAUUCAUUGGAUCCUGAUGCCUGCGAGGCUGGGGGGCAAGAGUGCUCGCCCGGGGGUCGAGGAUCUUGAGUCGUCGGGAGAUGCAGCCGCAGCCCAGAAGCCAAGCAAGAAGGACAAGAAGAAGGCAGCCAAAGAGGCUGCCGAGGUGUCGCCUCCGCCUCCUCCCCCUCCGCCAGAGGGCCAGCCUGAUCGCAAGAAGAUGCGUGGGGCUAUGCCUCAAGGCCUUCGGUGGGGCGUGCCGCGCACCAAGGCCAACGAGGCAAUUUGCUAUGGACACAACCUCGGCACCUGCAGUCACACCGGCGAGCGAUGUGACAAAGACCUCCUCGCCAAGGCGGCAUUUCUCCUUGCAGUUUUGAUGACAUUGGGCAUUCGCCUACAGAUUUUCCAGCCAGGUGCGCCGUGCCGACGUGGUUUGGUUAUCCCCGGCCUGUGGCACCGGCUCUCGAGCCCGCGACAUUCCAAUCCGCCCGCCGCCGGGCUCAUCCUGUACUCUCAAGGCGUUGAGGGCAGACGUGUGCGGUUGUCCAACCAGCUCUACAUGUUCGUUUCGCAGGCUAAGUGUGACAAUGCACACCCUCACACGCCCUGGGGUGUCACGAAAUCUCGCGGUCAGUGGGACUUCCAAACCAACGGGACGGCGGAGUAUCCUGCCCUCUUCUGUCGCGCUGCGGCGUCUGACUUGAUGGAUCUUUGUGCAACGUUCAACGCUUUCCCACUGAAGCAUGUUCCUACAGAAGCCUUCGAAGUUGCUGCAGCCACGGGGCGCCAGCCAAGGGGUGUCUCUCUUCAGGUGGGACCUUCCGAGUUUGGGUCCACAUGUGGGAUGACAGUGCCUUUGUCUGUGUCGGUGCCCGAGGUUAUCGAUGAGGCCGCCCCGUGGCCCUUGCAAGGUUUGCCUACUGGUUCUCGUUUGCUUAGUUCACGGACUUUAGAAGCCGAAGGGGGAGCUGAGGGCGUCCGCGAGGUCAAGUUCGGGAUUUUUCGAACACCCGAAGCCUUUCUUGCUGAGGCUCUGAAAACGCGACAUCCCUUUGACGAGCCGUCGACUUCAGACAUGGGUAAUGUGCGUGCAAUGCAGGUCAUUUUGGAACAAGGUGUAGAAGGAGUCCAGGGACUUCGCGCCAACACUUUAGCUUACUACCGGAGCCGUGAGGUGGCUCUGAGGGCGGAUGAGGAGGCUCUCAAAGCCACUAUGGAUCCUGAGGUGCGCGAAGUGAUGAAGGGCAAGAAUUUCCUGUUGUUCCAGGAGAUGCUGCGCGACGCGGGAGUGGAUGAUCCUCACCUCCUAGAAGAUAUGACAAGAGGCUUUAAGUUGAUUGGAGCGCUACCGCCUUCGGGGCAGUUUCCCAGGAAGCUUAAGCCGGCAAGUCUCGACAUGGAUCAGCUGAAGGCCACGGCCCGGUGGUCAAAGCAUCUGGUGGAGGCAUCAUGCAGGAAAUCCGCGCCCGACUUGGAAGUGUCUAAGGCGGUGUGGGCCGAGACGCUCGAGCAGGUCGAGAAACCUUGGCUGAAAGGACCCUUCACGUGGGACGAGAUCGACAAGAAGUACCAGGGCUGUUGGGUUCCUUCUAAGCGCUUUGGAGUUUCUCAAGCUGACAAGGUGAGGUGUGUUGACGACCUCUCCGAGUUCCUCAUCAACGCAGCGGUCACCGAGACGGAGAGGGUUACCUUGGAGGGGAGUGAGCACAUCGUUUCCUUGGCCCGCUUCUUUCUUGGUGCGACGACCGCGGGGGUUAGCACCUUCCGACUUCCUGCUGCUUCUGGGGACUGGGUAGAUUUGAAAGCCGCCUACAAACAGCUGGCUCGUCACCCUUCUGAUGGGUGGGUGUCCAUUGUGGCGGUCCUCAAUCCAGAGACCAACGUGGUACAUUACUUUGAAGCAGUGGCCUUGCCUUUUGGUGCUGUAAGUGCAGUGACAGGAUUUAACAGAACGGCGCGGGCCCUCCGAAGAGUUCUCUCUACCCUUUUCUUCUUCGUCACGACCAACUUCUACGACGAUUUUUGUCAGCUGGAGUUGGGACCUUUACAGGAUUCUGCCAGGUCUACAGCCGAGGAGGUGUUGGACCUGCUUGGGUGGAAGAUUGCCCAAGGUGCCAAAGCUUUGCCGUUUGCAUCGUCCUUCAACAUGUUGGGAGCUUGCAUUUCCUUCGAAAGAGCCUUCAAGGGGGAUGUACUUGUGCGCAACAAAGAGGGACGUCUUGAAGCCAUCGAGGAGAUCGUUCAUCAGUGCGUAGCAACGAGACGCUGUGAUCAUAAGCAGUUACUUUCCUUGAAGGGCAAGCUGCUGUUUGCGGCGGGGCACGUGUUCGGCAAGUGUGCCCAGAUCGCGGCCCAGCUCAUCUCCCAAAGGGGAAGUGACCGGUCCCACUCCAGAGAGCACCUGGGGGAUCUUUUGAGUUCCUUGCAGUUUGCUUUGGACACCUUGAAAGCUGGAGGACCCAGGUGCGUGGGCGCCUGGUCAAGGCAGCCGCCUGUGGUCAUCUUCACCGAUGGGGCUUGCGAGCAAGAAGGGUCUCUUGUGACGCAUGGAGGUCUUCGGGGAUCACGUACCAGAUUCUCUGGUCGCGCUUUGGAAGCGCGGCGGGAGAAAGCAAGUGAUCUUCUUUGCAGAGAUUUUCCAGUUCUUGUGGCCAAGACCGUUUGGAAGGAGGUGAUACGAGGGCGUCGUGUCUUGUUCUUCUUGGACAACGAAGGUGCCCGCUUUACCUUCAUCCGCUCCUACUCUGCUCAGGUUAACGCCACUUCGCUUUUGAUGCAGUCGGCAAAGCUUGAUGUCGAGUCUGGAGCCUUGGGAUGGUACUGCCGUGAGCCGUCCAAGAGUAAUCCUACAGAUGCCGCCUCACGUCUCGAUUUUGAUUCUUACAAAGAUUGCAAGCGCGUCAAGCCUUCUUACGAGGCCCUUUUGCCAGAGGGCAGUUGA